This is a messenger RNA of Conger conger (European conger), 2860 nucleotides long. RefSeq names its product HPS4 biogenesis of lysosomal organelles complex 3 subunit 2 (gene hps4). NCBI's taxonomy places the organism in Eukaryota, Metazoa, Chordata, Actinopteri, Anguilliformes, Congridae. The transcript is spliced from 13 exons. The record is from RefSeq and is a predicted model, not a curated record. Bases 455 to 2443 code for a protein of 662 amino acids. Gene Ontology annotation, biological process: vesicle-mediated transport.
UGUACUGCAAGGCGGUUCUCACAUGACUGUUCUUGUGACCCGCAUUUAGACUAACAUUACUUCAAAAAGUCAGCUUUAGUGGCGAAGUGAGACGAAAAGGCGAAAUUAAGGAAGUCGCUAGACCACAUAAGUGAAUCAUGUUUUGUUACUAUCUCUAUAGCCAGUUUGCGAAAUUAACCAGCUCGGUAGCCUAACUGCUCUCCGUUGGAACCUGCUAACUGACAAGCUAGUACUAGCUAGCUGUCCGCUUCUGUUUUGUUGUACGACAGCUUCGCAAACUGGGUCACGGGGAGAGAGGUAAUUUACAUGGCUACAAUGAAACCUAAUGCUAUAACGACUUUGAUGUACACUAAUUUUUGACCACUAUGGCGAUAAGGAGGGAGAUGGAAAAGUCAGGAGUGAGGGGGGCAGAACAGGGUUGCCUUUGAGAGACGAGUCCGUUUUUUCAAACCUCAUGGCUGAAGCCGCUACACCAGAUCCACGAUGGUGCAGUUACUUCUUCCUGUAUGAUGGGUCAAAGGUCAAGGAGGAAGGUGACCCUACGAGAGCGGGCAUCUGCUACUUCUACCCCAAGGAGACACCACUGGAUCAGCAGGAGCUGCUGUGUGGACAGCUGGCUGGUGUUUGCCGAUGUGUGUCUGAACUUUCCUGCUCCCCUGUCAGACUGCUCCGGAUGCACAGACGCAAAUUUGCUAUUUGCACAAGAGGGGACUUCCUGUGGGCUCUUGGCUGUGCAGUAGAUAUUCCAGACAUCAGUAUCCAUGGUUUUCUGGAGCAGCUCAUAGGUCUCUUCUGUUUCUACAAUGGACCUGUCCGAGAGAGCUACCAGCUUUGCAGCAAGGAAGAGUUGGCAACACAGUGGGGGAAGUACCUCUCUCAUCUGCAGGGUGGCGCCACAGAGCUCCAUCAUAUCUUCAGCUCCCUGCGCACCAUAGAUUCAACACAUAUUGACCCACUGCUGCUCCUCAAGGCUGCUCUUAUUCUUCAAGCAUGCCAGCGCUGCCCCCUGGUGUUAGCAGGCUGUAUACUCUACUGUGGCAGGGUUGUGAGCACACAGAUGCCCCCUGACCUGACUGCAAAAGUGUUGGUUCAGGAGACUGAGGAGCUGAAAGGUUUGGCUGAUGGGGUGACAAACAGCAACCCCCCAUCUAGCAGCCAGACUGCCAUUGCUGUGUUCCUGACUCCCUCUGAGCUCCUUGCUCUACGGUGCCCCCCUGUGGAUUGGGCAUGCAGGUCCCACUGCCUCCCUCUUCAAGUUAACCACAUCAAGAAGUCCCGUCUCCUGUCACGAACGCUGUCCGACACGCCCGCUCCUGAACCCCAGCUCCCCAGUCUCGACACCGCCUGCCGCACCCCCGACUCCCGCCAGACGGCGCCUUGCUCCACUCCCUCCUCCGUCUCAGACCAGAUGCACUUCAGCCCGAGCCCCUCCCUGUCCGCUUUUGGUGACGCCUCGUCCUCUCCAGACCACUCAGGGUCAUGUGACCGGAUCCUAGCCAAUGGGACACUGCAGUUGGGUCUGCUGAAUGCAUCAGAGGGGCAAGAGCAGGACGAGGAGAUCUUUGGGACCCCUCUUUCUGCUCCUCACCGCAUGGGUGAAAAUGGGGAGGACUGUAGGUCACAAGGCGGGGGCUGUGAAGAUGACAGUUCAAAGCAACAGGGCGGAUGUGGAGAGGAUGGACAGGCUGCUAACAGAGAGCCUGGGAGUGAACCACAAGGAGCCAGACACACAAGUGAUGAAGAGCAGCUGGAACAGAAAGGUGGAAGAGAGGAAGAGGAUAGUGGAGGAAAAAGAGAGCAGAUAGACAGGAAUGCAGAGCACAGGGGUAGAGCGCGGCGUGCUUACAGCGAGGAGCCCGGGAAAAAUGAGAGGAUCCAGGGAGGCAAGACCCCAACCUGCACGUCUACCCUCGGAGUGCAGCAGCCCCCCCUGGUGGCCAUGGCGUUGUAUCAGCACAGGGUGCGAGGGCUGGUGCUGGCUCUGCUGGUGGAGCCGAAGUUUCAGAGCGACGCCGCCGCCAAGGAGGAAGUGCAUCACAGCAGCCUGGCAUCUCUGAACGGGCUGGAGGCUCACCUGCGCAGCACCAGAGCUGUGACCCCAGGGCCUCCCGGGGGGUACACCUUCGCUCACUAUGACUGCCUGCAGAACACGCUAACCACCAAUCUGUCUGGGGGGGCGGGCGGGCCCCUGGAGCGCUCCUUUGUGCGGGCCACUUCUCUGCUGCACUCCCAUUUCUCUCAAGCUGUCACCCUGCAGGAGGCCAUUGUAAGGAAUGCAGGGUCAGCUGUGUAUGGGACCCGCAGCACAGCCCAGGAGACGUAUUUCCUGCAGCAGGGGGCUACGGCGAGGAACUCCGGAGUCCCCAACCCCCAGGACAGCGCCUUCUCCCUGCCCAGUAAAGCCCGGCACCGUCUGCUCAAACACGGAGUCAACCUGCUGUGACACGCAGCGGAGAGCCAGGUCCACAUCAUUUCCUCCUCUGGGGGUGCGUCACCACACCUCCGCACAGCACAUACUGGACUCUACCCACAACCAUGUUCUGGUACUGUGGUGUGCAGGUGAAGGCUGCUUCUUCUUUGAAAACAUUUUUUCUCCAGUGCACUUAUCCAAGUAUUUUUUUACAUUCCGAACUAAGAGACUGAAGCAGCCAUACAGUUUGUUGAGAGGCAGUGGUUAUCACAACCAUCCCCCCAUUUAACUGCCACCAUGGCUGAGGUGACUGAAGAUGUGUGACGAUUAACAGAACUAAGCAUUGUUGCAAUAAAAAGAAAUCAUGUUGACAUAAAUAAUGCAGUAUGUGAGACAAGAUGCCUGUAAUGCUGAAACCUCAAUAAAGCAAAGGCAAAGGAUACUGAAGUU